Mus caroli (Ryukyu mouse) is the source of this 1824-nucleotide messenger RNA. It is a transcript of the gene Zscan30, whose product is annotated as zinc finger and SCAN domain containing 30. NCBI's taxonomy places the organism in Eukaryota, Metazoa, Chordata, Mammalia, Rodentia, Muridae. The record is from RefSeq and is a predicted model, not a curated record.
ACUAAGGCUUUCUGGCUUCCCUGGGCUGUGCGGGUAAUCUGCGGAGCGAGGUAUCAGACUCAGGUCAGAAGGUUUGGUGGCAAAUGUGUACUGUCCCAUCCUGUCCUUCCACGUGUUCCCACAACCCCCAGACAAGGGGUUCUUUGGAUCCACCUCCUCUCUGCCUCAGCCUUUCAGAUUAUUCUGACCAGGAUGUUCAGAGAAACAACAGCCUUGGCCUGUCAUGCUUCAAAAGGACAAAAUAGGCUCAACUUUGUGAAAGUUGAAGAAGAAAAUGGUGUUUGGAAGCAGGACUUAAGUCUUCAGGGAAACCUCCAGAGCCAGGAGGUUUUCCGUCAGCAGUUUAGACAGUUUGGCUACUCUGAUUUCAUUGGGCCCCGGGAGGCUCUGAACCAACUGCAGAAGCUUUGCCAGCAGUGGCUAAGGCCAGAGGAGCACUCUAAGGAGCAGAUCCUAGAAUUGCUGGUGCUAGAGCAGUUCAUGACAAUCUUGCCUAUGGAGCUGAAGGCCUGGGUGCAAGAACACAGGCCCAGAAGUGGAGAAGAGGCUGUGACUCUGCUGGAGGAGCUGGAGAGAGAAUUUGAUGAACCCAAGCACCAGGACACAGCUCAUGGUCAAGAAAUGAUCUGCAAAGAAACGACACUCAUGGGAACAUCAGAGUCUCUAAGUAGUCCACUGCAGUCCUUGGAGAACCAUUGCAAGAGUGAACCCCAGGAGCCCCAGAUUUUCCAUGAGAGAGAUGAGGCAACCCUACCAUUUAGGGUUGAUGAUGAAGAUAGCAAGAUGUUGACUGGGAAAGUAUUGGCAGCAAAGCAAGAAAUUAUUGAAUGUGUUACAUCAGUGGCCAUGGCAUCUCCAGGAAGACUUCCUAGGGAAACUUCUCCAGUACAGAUAGUUGAAGAAACUAUGGAAUGUCUGUACAACAAUGAGAAGCAAAGAGGAAGUGAGGAUACAAGCAACAAAACAAGUCAGCUUUCUUCUCAGGAAGACUAUUUCAGCUUGGCAACCUUUAACAAGAAACCCCCUACAGAACAGAACAUCUUUGAGUGUAAUGAAGGUGACAGGAUCCCUAGUCAAAACUUACAUGGUACUACACGGCCCAGAACUCACACAGGGAAAUUGCUCUAUGCAUGUGUAGAUUGUGGGAAAGCUUUUUGCAAUAGGUCAAAACUUAUUAGACACCAGAGAAGUCACACUGGAGAGAGACCUUAUGCAUGUAAAGAAUGUGGAAAGGCCUUUGGUUUCAGAGCAGACCUUGUUAGACAUCAGAGAAUUCACAGUGGUGAAAAACCCUAUAAAUGUUGUGACUGUGGAAAAGCUUUUGGGAGCAACACAGGGCUCAUUAGGCAUAGGAGAAUUCAUACUGGAGAGAAACCUUAUGGUUGUGAUGAAUGUGGGAGAGCCUUCAGCCAAUGUUCUACUCUUAUUCAGCAUAAGAAGAUUCACAGUGGAGAAAAACCUUAUAGUUGUGAUGAAUGUGGGAAAGCCUUCAUCCAGAGCUCUGCCCUUAUUCAGCAUAAGAAGAUUCACAGUGGAGACAAAAGCUAUGAAUGUACUGAAUGUGGUAAGGCUUUUUGGACAAGUUAUGUUCUUAGGGAACAUCAAAGAAUCCACACUGGUGAGAAACCUUAUAAAUGUAAUGAAUGUGGAAAAUCCUUUAAUAGAAGCUCAGCACUCACUGUGCACCAGAGAACUCACUCUGGGGAGAAACCUUAUGAAUGUAAUGAAUGCAGGAAAAUAUUUAGGCAUAGGUCAGGCCUUGUGCAGCAUCAGAGAACACAUACCAGAGUUCAGCUCUAAGGGUAAGUGGUUAUACAAUUGUGA